ACUAAAGCUGGGAGUCCGGUGAAGGGGCAGAAGCAGGGCCAUGCCCAAGCCACCCCCAAGAUCCCCCUGAACCUUCACCUCCAUCACAACCCAUUCAGGUGCCUCCAGGAGCCCAGACAUCAGCCCCCCACCAUGGGCAGCAAGGAGCGCUUCCACUGGCAGAGCCACAACGUGAAGCAGAGCGGCGUGGACGACAUGGUGCUUCUUCCCCAGAUCACCGAAGACGCCAUCGCCGCCAACCUCCGGAAGCGCUUCAUGGACGACUACAUCUUCACCUACAUCGGCUCCGUGCUCAUCUCCGUAAACCCCUUCAAGCAGAUGCCCUACUUCACCGACCGUGAGAUCGACCUCUAUCAGGGCGCGGCCCAGUAUGAGAAUCCCCCGCACAUCUACGCCCUCACAGACAACAUGUACCGGAACAUGCUUAUCGACUGUGAGAACCAGUGUGUCAUCAUUAGUGGAGAGAGUGGAGCUGGGAAGACAGUGGCAGCCAAAUACAUCAUGGGCUACAUCUCUAAGGUGUCUGGCGGAGGCGAGAAGGUCCAGCACGUCAAAGAUAUCAUCCUGCAGUCCAACCCGCUGCUCGAGGCCUUCGGCAACGCCAAGACUGUGCGCAACAACAAUUCCAGCCGCUUUGGCAAGUACUUUGAGAUCCAGUUCAGCCGAGGUGGGGAGCCAGAUGGGGGCAAGAUCUCCAACUUCUUGCUGGAGAAGUCCCGUGUGGUCAUGCAAAAUGAAAAUGAGAGGAACUUCCACAUCUACUACCAGCUGCUGGAAGGGGCCUCCCAGGAGCAAAGACAGAACCUGGGCCUCAUGACACCGGACUACUAUUACUACCUCAACCAAUCGGACACCUACCAGGUGGACGGCACGGACGACAGAAGCGACUUUGGUGAGACUCUGAGUGCUAUGCAGGUCAUUGGGAUCCCGCCCAGCAUCCAGCAGCUGGUCCUGCAGCUCGUGGCGGGGAUCUUGCACCUGGGGAACAUCAGUUUCUGUGAAGACGGGAAUUACGCCCGCGUGGAGAGUGUGGACCUCCUGGCCUUUCCCGCCUACCUGCUGGGCAUUGACAGCGGGCGACUGCAAGAGAAGCUGACCAGCCGCAAGAUGGACAGCCGAUGGGGCGGGCGCAGUGAGUCCAUUGAUGUGACCCUCAACGUGGAGCAGGCAGCCUACACCCGUGAUGCCCUGGCCAAGGGGCUCUAUGCCCGCCUCUUCGACUUCCUCGUGGAGGCCAUCAACCGUGCUAUGCAGAAACCCCAGGAAGAGUACAGCAUCGGUGUGCUGGACAUUUACGGCUUCGAGAUCUUCCAGGUACGGCCCCCUGCCUCCAGCCCACAUCCUGUCCUCCCUGGGGCUGCCCAGGGUGGCCACAAGAACUUCCAGCACCAGGACAUUGAGGGAAGGACCCUUUUCCUCCUUCUGCAGAAAAAUGGCUUCGAGCAGUUUUGCAUCAACUUCGUCAAUGAGAAGCUGCAGCAAAUCUUUAUCGAACUCACCCUGAAGGCCGAGCAGGAGGAGUACGUGCAGGAAGGCAUCUGCUGGACUCCAAUCCAGUACUUCAACAACAAGGUCGUCUGUGACCUCAUCGAAAACAAGCUGAGCCCCCCAGGCAUCAUGAGUGUCUUGGACGACGUGUGUGCCACCAUGCAUGCCACGGGCGGGGGAGCAGACCAGACACUGCUGCAGAAGUUGCAGGCGGCCGUGGGGACCCACGAGCAUUUCAACAGCUGGAGUGCCGGCUUCGUCAUCCACCACUACGCUGGCAAGGUCUCCUACGACGUCAGCGGCUUCUGCGAGAGGAACCGAGACGUUCUCUUCUCCGACCUCAUAGAGCUGAUGCAGACCAGUGAGCAGGCCUUCCUCCGGAUGCUCUUCCCUGAGAAGCUGGAUGGAGACAAGAAGGGGCGCCCCAGCACCGCCGGCUCCAAGAUCAAGAAACAAGCCAACGACCUGGUGGCCACGCUGAUGAGGUGCACACCCCACUACAUCCGCUGCAUCAAACCCAACGAGACCAAGAGGCCCCGAGACUGGGAGGAGAACAGGGUCAAGCACCAGGUAGAAUACCUGGGCCUGAAGGAGAACAUCAGGGUGCGCAGAGCCGGCUUCGCCUACCGCCGCCAGUUCGCCAAGUUCCUGCAGAGGUAUGCCAUUUUGACCCCCGAGACGUGGCCGCGGUGGCGUGGGGAUGAACGCCAGGGCGUCCAGCACCUGCUUCGGGCGGUCAACAUGGAGCCCGACCAGUACCAGAUGGGGAGCACCAAGGUCUUUGUCAAGAACCCAGAGUCGCUUUUCCUCCUGGAGGAGGUGCGAGAGCGGAAGUUCGACGGCUUUGCCCGAACCAUCCAGAAGGCCUGGCGGCGCCACGUGGCUGUCCGGAAGUACGAGGAGAUGAGGGAGGAAGGUGAGAGAAUUCGGGUAAAUGGCGCGGGGUGGGGGCACAAGGACCUGGAGGAGCUGUGUCAGGAGCUCUGCCCUCCACCCUCUGUCCCCGCAGCUUCCAACAUCCUGCUGAACAAGAAGGAGCGGAGGCGCAACAGCAUCAAUCGGAACUUCGUCGGGGACUACCUGGGGCUGGAGGAGCGGCCCGAGCUGCGUCAGUUCCUGGGCAAGAGGGAGCGGGUGGACUUCGCCGACUCGGUCACCAAGUACGACCGCCGCUUCAAGCCCAUCAAGCGGGACUUGAUCCUGACGCCCAAGUGUGUGUAUGUGAUUGGGCGAGAGAAAGUGAAGAAGGGACCUGAGAAGGGCCAGGUGUGUGAAGUCUUGAAGAAGAAGCUGGACAUCCAGGCUCUGCGGGGAGUCUCCCUCAGCACGCGACAGGACGACUUCUUCAUCCUCCAAGAGGACGCCGCCGACAGCUUCCUGGAGAGCGUCUUCAAGACCGAGUUUGUCAGCCUUCUGUGCAAGCGCUUCGAGGAGGCGACGCGGAGGCCCCUGCCCCUCACCUUCAGCGACACACUACAGUUUCGGGUGAAGAAGGAGGGCUGGGGCGGUGGCGGCACCCGCAGCGUCACCUUCUCCCGCGGCUUCGGCGACUUGGCAGUGCUCAAGGUUGGCGGUCGGACCCUCACGGUCAGCGUGGGCGAUGGGCUGCCCAAGAGCUCCAAGCCUACGCGGAAGGGAAUGGCCAAGGGAAAACCUCGGAGGUCGUCCCAGGCCCCUACCCGGGCGGCCCCUGCGCCCCCCAGAGGCAUGGAUCGCAAUGGGGUGCCCCCCUCUGCCAGAGGGGGCCCCCUGCCCCUGGAGAUCAUGUCUGGAGGGGGCACCCACAGGCCUCCCCGGGGCCCUCCGUCCACAUCCCUGGGAGCCAGCAGACGACCCCGGGCACAUCCGCCCUCAGAGCGCAACACAGAAUUCCUCAACGUGCCUGACCAGGGCAUGGCCGGCAUGCAGAGGAAGCGCAGCGUGGGGCAACGGCCAGUGCCUGGUGUGGGCCGACCCAAGCCCCAGCCUCGGACAUAUGGCCCUAGGUGCCGGGCCCUGUACCAAUACGUGGGCCAAGAUGUGGACGAGCUGAGCUUCAACGUGAACGAGGUCAUCGAGAUCCUCAUGGAAGAUUCCUCGGGCUGGUGGAAGGGCCGGCUUCACGGCCAGGAGGGCCUUUUCCCGGGAAACUACGUGGAGAAGAUCUGAGCUGGGCCCUGGGAUUCUGCCUUCUCUUUCGCCCGCCUGUCUGCCUGCCUGGUGGGGAGCCAGGCCCUGCCAACGAGAGCCUCAUUUACCUGGGCUACAGUGGCCUCAAAGUCCAGUCCUGUGGCCUCCAGUCCUGCCCAGGCCCUGGGUCAGUGGGUCACGGCUGCAGCCCCUGCCCCUGGACCCUGGUCUUCCUCCAACAUCACACCUGCUGCCCAUUCUCCAUUUCUGCGUGUGUCAAAUGGGACUAACAGCAGAAUCUGCCUCCCAACUGCCAUGUGAUUAAGAAAUGGGUCUUGAGUCCUGUGCUGUUGGCAAAGUGCCAGGCACAGUUUGGGGGGGGGGUCCUUGACAAGCGUGACUUUGCUCAUUCUGUCAUCACUAAGGCAAUAAACGUUUGCCAGG
Nomascus leucogenys (northern white-cheeked gibbon) is the source of this 4041-nucleotide messenger RNA. It is a transcript of the gene MYO1F, whose product is annotated as myosin IF. Gene Ontology annotation, molecular function: microfilament motor activity; actin filament binding; ATP binding. NCBI's taxonomy places the organism in Eukaryota, Metazoa, Chordata, Mammalia, Primates, Hylobatidae. The transcript is spliced from 26 exons. Bases 133 to 3636 code for a protein of 1167 amino acids. The record is from RefSeq and is a predicted model, not a curated record. Gene Ontology annotation, cellular component: microvillus; myosin complex; vesicle. Gene Ontology annotation, biological process: actin filament organization; vesicle transport along actin filament.